Messenger RNA from Erpetoichthys calabaricus (reedfish), 1626 nucleotides. It is a transcript of the gene prop1, whose product is annotated as PROP paired-like homeobox 1. The transcript has 2 exons. Gene Ontology annotation, molecular function: DNA-binding transcription factor activity, RNA polymerase II-specific; RNA polymerase II transcription regulatory region sequence-specific DNA binding. Bases 5 to 724 code for a protein of 239 amino acids. The record is from RefSeq and is a predicted model, not a curated record. Gene Ontology annotation, biological process: regulation of transcription by RNA polymerase II. Lineage: Eukaryota; Metazoa; Chordata; Cladistia; Polypteriformes; Polypteridae.
AGUCAUGGGGACAGCCGGCUGUGCAUUUGACUGGCACACGUUGGACAUAUUGCUGCUGAUGAACAUAUCUUCUCCCUGCCACUUCUUCUUUGUUGUAGAGGUUGGUAGUCCCUACAAGAAGUUCUCCAUGCCACCUGGGAGCAGCUCUGCCUUGCCUUCUAUUGGUCAAUCUACUCAUUUCCCGACACCGGCUCGGAGGCGUCAUCGCACCACUUUCAGUCAAGAACAGCUGGAACACCUGGAGGCAGCUUUCCUCAAGAACCAUUAUCCUGAUAUCUACUGCCGAGAGGAGCUGGCUAAGACUACCAAGCUAAAUGAGGCCCGUAUACAGGUUUGGUUUCAAAACAGGCGGGCCAAACAUCGAAAACAUGAGAGAGCCACGCAGAAGCCUCCCACCGUGAUUUCAGCCUGUAGCAGUCUCAUGGCUGGGAUGUGCCCAGUCAGUACCACAGCCCGCCAGUACCAGUACCAGUACCCUCACAGCAUCAGCCACAUCCCACACUUCUCCUCAAUGAGUACUGGAUACAGCAGCACUUCCCCAGUUGGCCAGUUCAGCUGCCCUGGCGGACAUGGCCAUCUUCCUGGUGCCCAGCCUGCUACUCGGCAGCAUGACGAAUGGUAUGGUCCACUACGUGCCAUCAGCAGCCCGACUCCUGGACUCCAUUCGUCUAUGUUGCCUUUAGCUCCUAUGCCAGGGCUAGAUCACUCAUCCCAUUGGAAUUAAUAGGUAAUGGGUUGUGGACACACUGAACCUGCCAUAUUUGGCAGAAACUUGAGUAUUGACUAGAAAAGGAUUAAGAUACAUUUCCAUGAUGAUGCCAUUCUGCUUGGUCAGUUAGGCGCUUUAUUGAAAAAGGGAUUUGUAACAAGCAACAGUUGCCGUUUAACCAAAAAGAGCAUUUUGGUUCAUACAAGUGUUACAGGGAGGAAAUGCAUUAUAGGAGGGCAAUUAGGAAAGACACCAAAAGAUGCUGACACAGGUGUGUGACCAAUGAAUGCUUCACAAUGUGGCCCUCUUCUGAACAGAAGCCUUACAUGUCUGAGUGGCCAACAGAGAGGACUUGAUGUGGUCCUGCUUAGUACCAACUGCAGCACACUCUGUCUGAAUGAAUGGAGCCGAGACUCAACCGGACAUUAUCCCAUCCUUCUGAUGGACUCCUUUACAUUAUUUUGAACUCUAUAAUCUAGUGCCAAAUAUGCUGUAUAUAAUGAUCAACACCAACAUAAACUUUGAAACAAAAGAUAAAAUAUAAAGCUAGACCUGGUCACCAUCCCCAUCUGAAUUACGUCCCAUAACACCAGAUCAUCAUGACCUCAUUAUAAUAAUCAAGAGGUGAACAUCCCUAACCUGACAUUGCAAUUGCUUUAAUGCUUGAAAACUCUUUGAACAGCAUGAGCCUGAACAAGACAACUUCCUUCUCCCAGUAUUCUUCUUUUUGAAACCCAGACAAAACAAAACUUUUGCAAAUCUCUCUGAAGUGGUUACAAAUGAAAAUGCAGAACUAGGCUACUGGGACAUGUUGAUUUAUAACAAUGAUAGCCAGUGUUGCUUCUAUACUUGUUGAGGUCCUAUGUUAAAUAAAGGUUGGAGGACAUUCUCAUAAAGGCAGGGGCGCCAGUUGGAAA